Messenger RNA from Myxocyprinus asiaticus (Chinese sucker), 1636 nucleotides. Its product is annotated as claudin-3-like. Gene Ontology annotation, biological process: bicellular tight junction assembly; cell adhesion. The coding region runs from base 16 to 876 and encodes 286 amino acids. Gene Ontology annotation, molecular function: structural molecule activity. Gene Ontology annotation, cellular component: plasma membrane; bicellular tight junction. NCBI's taxonomy places the organism in Eukaryota, Metazoa, Chordata, Actinopteri, Cypriniformes, Catostomidae. The record is from RefSeq and is a predicted model, not a curated record. The transcript has 3 exons.
UGACAACAGUUACAGAUGCGGAUGCACCCUCUACUUCGCACUGAUCUGCGCCUAGGUUCCUCCUUCUCCCACACCUGUCUCUUUGGGAAUAUAAAGGCUGCUUGCUUUUACAUCAGCUUUCACAUCAGUAUAGUAGGCUACACAAAGAAACAAAGGAUCAGGACACACACAUCUAUAUUGGCAUUGAAGAGAUCGCAGCACUUGAUAAGAAGUAAACCCAAAAAAGCAACAAUGUCAAUGGGAUUAGAGAUUGGGGGCAUUGCCUUGGGCCUCAUUGGUUGGAUCAUUGGCAUUGUCACUUGCGCUCUCCCUAUGUGGCGUGUCUCAGCCUUUGUUGGCGCGAACAUUGUCACUGCCCAAGUCAUUUGGGAGGGUUUAUGGAUGAACUGUGUUGUCCAGAGCACUGGACAGAUGCAAUGUAAGGUUUACGAUUCCAUGCUAGCUUUGUCUCAGGAUCUGCAGGCUUCCAGAGCCAUGUGCAUCAUCUCCAUCAUCUUGGCAAUCCUUGGUGUGAUGGUCUCCAUCAUGGGCGCCAAGUGCACCAAUUGUAUCGAGGACGAAGCAUCCAAGGCUAAAGUGAUGAUUGUUUCUGGCAUCCUCUUCAUUCUUGCUGGCAUCCUACAGCUCGUUCCAGUGGCCUGGGUGGCAAACCAAACUAUUCGGGACUUCUACAACCCACUUCUGAGCAACGCUCAGCAAAGAGAGCUUGGGGCAUCCCUCUACAUAGGAUUUGCAGCCGCUGCUCUGCUAAUAAUUGGAGGAGCGAUGUUGUGCUGCACCUGUCCCCCAAAGGAGAAGAAGUACAAACCUCCAAGAAUGGGCUACUCGGCUCCACGUUCCGUCAGUGGUGGCUAUGACAAGAAGGACUAUGUUUAAAAUAUUGCUUUGUUGCAGAAAGAAGAAGGAUUUGAAGAUCUCAUACACACGGGGUGGAGAUACUUCUGAGAGGACUCCGAAAUGAAGGGUCAUACGAUGCUGUCAAUAUUUGCUUUUCCUCUGUUUAAGACUGGUGUGUGUUCAGGGCUGGUUUCAUAGGUUUACUUGUCAGGGAUUUUGUGAGAGAGUUUGAUAUGUUUGCUAUGUGUUAAAACAUUUCCAGUUUUAUAUCAUUUCAGAUGUUUAAAUUCACCUGUUUUCUUUUUUCAACUGCAAUGUUCAACUGUUGUCCGAUAAUGUUCUUUGUAUUAUGUGAUACAAAAAAGGUCAUCUUAAAUGGUGUUCUUAUAUGUCAGACCAGAAAAUAGAUUCAUUGUUCUGUGUAAGUUAAUAUACAGUAAAUAUUUUUUUUAGCAAGCUGUCCCUGCUUCAGUCUGAUGCUUUGUUGAAUACUAACAUAGACAGGAACAGGCAGACGUUUAGCUCUUUACAUGUAUUUGCAUGUAUUUACAUCAGAUUGAACUUGUUUCUGUAUAGUUUCCUUAAAACUUUUUGUACAAUGUUUUUAUAAUUCGUAGAGAGUUGCGUUUAUGAUUAUCCACAUACGUAUGUUUCUUUUUUUUUUUUCAUAAUCAUUGGAGUACUAUAUGUCCAUUGUGUUGCCUUUAUAUUAUUAAAUUUGAUUACAUGCAAAAGAGCUGAUAACAAAAUUAAGUAGUCGUUUAUAGCAUGAUAUGGGCUGAUGGAGUGGUUGUACCUU